AUGAGAAGCCAAACCUGGCCUGCUCGCGCUUCUGCUCUCAUCAAUUACAGGUCACUCGGCACGCAUGUGAACAGCGUCAUUACUAGAGCAGUGAAUUGUAGGCUACGGACUGGCGCCCAACAGCAUCGAGGUGAGCCAGUGAGCUCGGCUGCAACUUUGUUCCUUAUUGUGCAAUCCAAAUACUGGCUCUUGGAAAACAAACUUUAUUUUUGUCGUUCUGGUCUCAGUUGCAGUGCUUUCGAGGCGAGACGCAUCUUCGAGUUUUUGGUUUUGGCUUUGGAGUGCGGCUUGAAAAAUACUUACAUUUUGCACGCCAGAUCGCUGUCCGCGCCUCGGCCAGCAUUUCAAUUUCUUGUUCUCACGUCUUUAAUGUUGAGUUAUUUAAUGUCAUUGUGCAAAAUGCUGACAUUAAUAAAUUUUUGCAAGUGCGGCAUGGAUGACAGCUACAAAGCUCCGACGCUUGCUCGCCUUGUAGCAGGAGUUGAGCUUAACAAGCCCUUCCCGGCAGAAAUUUCGCAAACUAUCCGUUGGGCGUUUCCGCGGACCUUGAUGUUAAAGCUAUAUCACUCUUUCUCUUUAGGGGCGAGGCUGGACCUUAGACGUCUGUAG
Molecule: messenger RNA, 609 nt
Organism: Lachancea thermotolerans CBS 6340
Lineage: Eukaryota; Fungi; Ascomycota; Saccharomycetes; Saccharomycetales; Saccharomycetaceae
Product: KLTH0E09526p
Exons: 1
Coding region: 1-609 (202 amino acids)
Source: RefSeq, a predicted model, not a curated record